This is a messenger RNA of Stegodyphus dumicola, 676 nucleotides long. RefSeq names its product lethal (3) 80Fj (gene l(3)80Fj). Gene Ontology annotation, cellular component: cytosol. The record is from RefSeq and is a predicted model, not a curated record. Lineage: Eukaryota; Metazoa; Arthropoda; Arachnida; Araneae; Eresidae. Gene Ontology annotation, biological process: regulation of translation; cellular response to amino acid starvation. Gene Ontology annotation, molecular function: protein kinase regulator activity; protein binding.
AAGACAUCUGCCUGUCUGUCUGUUUGAGUUGGAAAGCAUGGCGGAAUCGCAUGCUCUGAAAGAGAUACCUUUUGCUGUUCAGUCUGGAAAGCUAGGUAUACGAAAACAAGUAUUCCUGCAGCUUGAAGAAGUUACUAAAAAAAAUGCUCAACCCCAUGCAAUUAAAGGUAUUUGUAAAUUGUUGCAAAUCACAUUGCCUCGUUAUGCAGAUCGAAAAUCUACCCAAAUUGUUGACAAUUAUGUCAAAACAUUGGUUCAGAGCCAACCAUCCAGUAUAUCCUACAUGAUCAAGACGAUUGCUGAUGUUGCUGAAACUUACAAAAAUGUACACUCAACAAAGGCGGUUGCACAUAUUUGUUAUGCUGCAUUAAGUUGGUCUUGCCACGUAGCUGAAGCUAUUUUUGGUGGAACUGAAAGUGGUACUCAGGAGACUCAACUAUUAUUAUCCAGCCAAGCUGUUUUGAUGUAUUCCAUCACAGGAGCUCAGAGUAAUUUUCUGAAUCGAAAAGCUUUUAAAUGUCUGACAAAUUUAUGGAAAAAGAAUUCAAAAACUGUGGAAGAGUAUAUUGCAUGUUUAAAGAAUUUACCAGAAAAUUUAUCAUCUGUAGUCUUUGUUGGAUUUUUUGGAAAAUAUUUGGUAGAAGCAAAGUUGAAACAGAGUUUACUUAAUAUGAAG